Xiphias gladius (swordfish) is the source of this 862-nucleotide messenger RNA. It is a transcript of the gene mettl5, whose product is annotated as methyltransferase like 5. The transcript has 7 exons. NCBI's taxonomy places the organism in Eukaryota, Metazoa, Chordata, Actinopteri, Istiophoriformes, Xiphiidae. Bases 161 to 787 code for a protein of 208 amino acids. Gene Ontology annotation, molecular function: rRNA (adenine-N6-)-methyltransferase activity; nucleic acid binding. Gene Ontology annotation, biological process: rRNA methylation. The record is from RefSeq and is a predicted model, not a curated record.
UUGUUUUGGCUGAUGCACACUCCCCCUGCGGAAGUCGUAUGCUACCAUUCUCGAAGUAUACACUCUCAGCGGCCACAGCCAAAGAAUAUCGUUUGAAAUUAUUUAUCUCGGGGUCUUUGGGCAGGGGGCACGCAGGUUUGGGACACCACAGUCGCUAGUGAUGAAACUCAAAGAGUUAGAGAGUUGCCUACAGCAAGUGGACUCAUUCGAAGAGCCAAAAAUCCUUCUUGAGCAAUAUCCAACCAGUCCUCAUAUUGCAGCAUGCAUGCUUUACACAAUCCAGAGUACAUUUGAUGACAUCGAGGGUAAACUAGUGGCAGAUCUGGGAUGUGGCUGUGGCGUCCUCAGCAUCGGGGCUGCGAUGCUUGAUGCAGGAUUGUGCGUUGGUUUUGACAUCGACGACGACGCACUGGACAUUUUCACAAGAAAUGCAGAGGAAUUUGAGAUUUCCAACGUCGAUCUGGUCCAGUGCGACCUAUGUUCCUUGGAGCCAGAUGCUUAUUCCAAAAAGUUUGACACUGUGAUAAUGAAUCCACCAUUUGGGACAAAACACAACCAAGGAAUGGACAUGAAGUUCCUGAAGGCCGCUUUAACAAUGGCAAAGACAGCAGUGUACUCACUUCAUAAAACAUCAACACGCGAGCACAUACAAAAGAAGGCUAAUGACUGGGGAGUAAAGAUGGAAGUAAUAGCAGAACUAAGAUACGACUUGCCAGCAUCUUACAAGUUCCACAAAAAGAAAUCGGUUGACAUCCAGGUGGACUUCUUAAGAUUCUCCAAAGCCUGAAGCUUUCACUGGAAUGAAUUAAAGUUGUCUCUGUAUUUUCACUGUUUAUAAUAAAUUUUUUUCACAAAAGGAAAA